ACCGUGCUUGUCUGUUAUGGCUCCUCCUGCUACAGUAGAUCGGAGCUAGACGUAACACCAGUGCGGAGGAACGGGAAUAACACACAACGAUACGUUUUUUCCAGGUGCCACGGCUAAAGAUGGCAGAUCGUGCAAUGCUGAAGAAAAAGACAUAGACGAUGUGCUCAGAGUCGCCUCUUCUGCUGUGAAGGCUUCGACAUUUCUUCAAGAUUAACAACACCCCAAAUGAACUCCGUCAGAGCAAGUAACGUUAGCAGAAGACCUAGGCGAGUCUCGAGGCCGCGCCCGGUGCAGCCGGAGAGGAACCACCAGGAAAGAGAUGAGGACGUUCCUGCAGAUAUGGUCGCAGAAGAAUCCGGUCCAGGAGCUCAGAAUAGUCCCUACCAACUUAGAAGAAAGUCUCUACCCAAGAGAACAGUGUGUCCGACAAAGACAAACAUGGAGGGUGCUUCCACUUCAACCACAGAAAACUUUGGACACCGACCCAAGCGCCCGAGAGUUUCAGGAAAGUGUCAAGAUUUACCAGCAGCUCCAGCAGAGCAGUAUUUGCAAGAGAAGCUUCCAGACGAGGUGGUGCUAAAGAUCUUCUCGUACCUGUUGGAGCAGGACUUGUGCCGCGCAGCAUGUGUGUGCAAGCGCUUCAGUGAGCUGGCCAAUGACCCCAUCCUCUGGAAGAGGCUGUACAUGGAAGUGUUUGAAUACACACGACCCAUGAUGCACCCUGAGGCAGGGAAGUUCUACCAGAUAAACCCAGAGGAGUAUGAACAGCCAAACCCGUGGAAGGAGAGUUUUCAGCAGCUGUAUAAAGGAGCACAUGUAAAGCCGGGCUUUGCAGAACACUUCUACAGUAAUCCUGCCAGAUACAAAGGGAGAGAUAACAUGUUUUACUACGACACCAUUGAGGAUGCUCUUGGAGGGGGUCAGGAGCCUCACUUUGACGGCCUGAUAUUCGUCCACUCUGGUAUCUACACAGAUGAAUGGAUCUACAUCGAAUCGCCAAUCACAAUGAUCGGAGCUGCUCCUGGAAAAGUAGCAGAGAAAGUCAUCAUUGAGAACACCAGAGACUCCACAUUUGUAUUCAUGGAAGGCUCAGAAGAUGCUUAUGUUGGAUACAUGACCAUCAGGUUCAAUCCUGACGAUAAAUCCGCCCAGCACCACAAUGCACACCACUGCCUGGAGAUUACAGUCAACUGCAGCCCCAUCAUCGACCACUGCAUCAUACGCAGCACAUGCACAGUGGGGUCGGCUGUCUGUGUCAGCGGUCAGGGUGCUUGUCCUACAAUCAAGCACUGCAACAUUAGCGACUGUGAAAAUGUUGGUCUUUACAUCACUGACCAUGCACAGGGAAUAUACGAAGACAAUGAGAUCUCAAACAACGCUCUGGCUGGGAUCUGGGUUAAAAACCAUGGAAACCCAAUCAUCAGACGGAAUCACAUCCACCAUGGCAGAGACGUCGGCGUUUUCACAUUCGACCACGGCAUGGGUUACUUCGAAAGCUGUAACAUCCACAGGAACCGUAUAGCCGGCUUUGAGGUGAAGGCGUACGCCAAUCCGACAGUGGUUCGUUGUGAGAUCCAUCAUGGUCAGACGGGGGGCAUCUACGUGCAUGAAAAGGGCCGCGGCCAGUUCAUCGAAAACAAGAUCUAUGCAAAUAACUUUGCUGGGGUGUGGAUCACCUCUAAUAGUGACCCCACGAUAAGGGGCAAUGCCAUUUUUAAUGGCAACCAAGGUGGCGUUUAUAUUUUCGGUGACGGUCGAGGCCUCAUUGAAGGAAAUGACAUCUACGGUAACGCCCUGGCAGGAAUCCAGAUCAGGACAAACAGCUGUCCAAUCGUCAGGCACAACAAGAUCCAUGACGGCCAGCAUGGCGGUAUUUAUGUGCAUGAAAAAGGACAAGGCGUCAUAGAGGAGAACGAGGUGUACAGCAACACGCUGGCAGGAGUGUGGGUGACAACGGGCAGUACGCCAGUGCUGAGGAGGAACAGGAUACACAGCGGGAAGCAGGUCGGGGUCUACUUCUAUGACAACGGCCAUGGCGUCCUGGAAGACAAUGAUAUCUACAAUCACAUGUACUCCGGAGUUCAAAUUAGGACUGGCAGCAAUCCCAAGAUCAGGCGGAACAAGAUCUGGGGAGGCCAGAAUGGAGGCAUUCUGGUUUACAACUCAGGCUUAGGCUUCAUCGAGGACAACGAGAUCUUUGAUAAUGCUAUGGCAGGAGUGUGGAUCAAGACAGACAGCAACCCCACUCUGCGGAGGAAUAAGAUCCACGACGGGAGAGACGGUGGGAUCUGUAUAUUCAACGGAGGAAGAGGUUUGUUAGAAGAAAACGACAUCUUCAGAAAUGCCCAAGCAGGAGUCCUCAUUAGCACCAACAGCCACCCUGUACUGCGGAAAAACAGGAUAUUUGACGGCUUCGCGGCAGGUAUUGAGAUCACCAAUCAUGCCACAGCGACCCUAGAGGGCAAUCAGAUCUUCAACAAUCGCUUCGGGGGAUUGUUUCUUGCAUCUGGUGUCAAUGUUACAAUGAAAGAUAAUAAAAUAAUGAACAAUCAAGAUGCCAUUGAAAAGGCUGUGAGCAGAGGUCAGUGCCUGUACAAGAUUUCAAGUUACACCAGCUACCCAAUGCACGAUUUCUACAGGUGUCACACCUGUAACACAACAGACCGCAACGCCAUCUGUGUGAACUGCAUCAAGAAGUGUCACCAAGGACACGACGUGGAGUUCAUCAGACACGAUAGAUUCUUCUGUGACUGUGGUGCAGGGACACUGUCAAAUCCUUGUACGUUAGCUGGAGAGCCAACUCACGACACAGACACACUGUAUGACUCAGCUCCUCCUAUAGAGUCCAAUACACUGCAGCACAACUGAGCUCGAGACCCGAGGUCCCUUUGCGCUUCAGCAGUAACGGACACGAGACACUUUAAGUUGUGCAGCGGAGGAGAUCCAAACUAAAAUACAGAGCAUAUACAGUGAUUUUCAAAAAAGACUCAGACAUGAAUAUGCUAAAAGGAGACAUUUAGAUAAAAAAAAAAGUCUGAUUAUGGAUGCCUCGCUUUUUCUUUUUCUUCAAUUAUUGACAAAAAAAGAUCAGUGGGAGAGAGCGGAAGAGCAGCUGACUCAGGGUUUGUGGGUGUGUUGGUUUGGUCGAGCAAGAGAAGCCUGUGAGAGAUGGACAAAAAGCCACCGAGGCUCACCUGCUUUUUGAGAAGCAGAAGAACGAAAUACUGCAGUCAUGUACAGACCCUUCGUGGACAGACGCUCAGUCAGAAGAGGCACAACUUUUCUCACGUGGAGGCAAAACAUAGGCCCCAAAUACAACAAUGCUUCCAUCACUGGGCAAUCGACGUGCUCGUAUGAUAUGUACGGGAAAAAUGACCUAGCACUUCAGCUUUUUUUUGUUUUUUUUUUCCUCAAGACAAAUGUUGAGAUUUGAUUUUAAUGCUUUUUGUGU
Plectropomus leopardus (leopard coralgrouper) is the source of this 3451-nucleotide messenger RNA. RefSeq names its product F-box protein 11a (gene fbxo11a). NCBI's taxonomy places the organism in Eukaryota, Metazoa, Chordata, Actinopteri, Perciformes, Serranidae. Gene Ontology annotation, biological process: regulation of apoptotic process; ubiquitin-dependent protein catabolic process. The record is from RefSeq and is a predicted model, not a curated record. Gene Ontology annotation, molecular function: protein binding; zinc ion binding.